This is a messenger RNA of Cottoperca gobio, 1629 nucleotides long. RefSeq lists its product as uncharacterized. The transcript has 8 exons. Bases 160 to 1269 code for a protein of 369 amino acids. Gene Ontology annotation, biological process: interleukin-15-mediated signaling pathway; T cell activation; positive regulation of ERK1 and ERK2 cascade. Gene Ontology annotation, cellular component: membrane raft; external side of plasma membrane. The record is from RefSeq and is a predicted model, not a curated record. Gene Ontology annotation, molecular function: protein tyrosine kinase binding; MHC class II protein binding. Lineage: Eukaryota; Metazoa; Chordata; Actinopteri; Perciformes; Bovichtidae.
AAUCAAAACUAAUAUCACACAUCAUCUCAACAGCCAACAGAGGAGAGAUGAAGUGAGGAAGAGGAAGUGACCACAGGAAGUAGAUGCUGUAUUCAUGUUUCAGAAGCAGCAGGUUCGACACUUUGACAGUUGAGAGCGAGAGACCAAGAGAGAAGCACGAUGGCUGAAUUCAGAAGGAUCAUAAUGUCUUCAUUUCUGAUGCUGCUGCUGCUGUUUACAGCAGCAUCUGGUGAUUAUUCCUCCAUCUUUGUCAGAGUUGGAGAUGAUGUCACUUUGCCUUUUGAAAAUGUGACACAUGAUCAGAAGUGUGACAGUUAUACCUGGAUCAUGAGUUAUUCAGACUACUCAGUGUUACUGUUUGAACACGGGGAGAUUAUCAAAGAAGCCGGAGCUAAAUCUGACAGACUGAGUGUUACAGAGAAAUGUUCUCUGGUUAUAAAGAAGGUCACAGUUCAGGAUGUUGGUCUUUACAUCUGCAGACAGAUCAUAUCAGGACAACAACUUGGUGAAGAUGCUCUGUAUGAACUGUCUGUUGUUACCUUGACUGAACAUCACAACAAUGAUCAGGUGGAGUUAGACUGCUCUGUGUCAACAUAUGGCCAGUCUACACACAGAGUGGACUGGCUGUAUGAGGGUGAUGAGAAAUAUUCCAAAUACUUUGGGUCAACACCGUUUACCAGUUCAGUCUGGGUCACAAUUCCAACAGCUCACUUUAAUCGGAGUUAUUAUGAGUUAUUGAAAUGUGCAGUGAGAGAUGGUUACAAUAAGAAAGAGCAUCUGUUCACCUUCAGCCCUCCUCAGUCCUCAGGUGAGAAACCAGGUGAUGAUGCAACAACUACAACAUCACCAACAACAACUACAACAUCACCAACAACAACUACAACAUCACCAACAACAACUAAACGGACAACAGUGAACAUGAGCACAUCAGGAGGGAUGAAGGAAGCUGCAUCUGAAGACAACAAUAAUCCAACAGCUCUUUGGUGGCUCUGGCUCGUUGGCGCGUUGGUCGGUGUUGCAGCGCUCUUAAUAACCAGCGUGGCUGUCAUCAGAUGGAAGAAGACUAAAGGGAACAAAACACAGACGGAUGACAUCAUGGCGGAUCCUGAAGAAGGUGUUUCCUACGCCUCCAUCAGCUACACCAGGAAGGAGAACAGUAAAGCCCAGGUUCACGAUGCUGAUGAAGGAGAUGCUGUGACCUACAGCACUGUGAGAGCUGCAGCUGAUCCCAGCGACCUCUACGCCACCGUCAACAAACCAAAGAAGUAACAUGUUGAAUAUUAAAUUGCACAAUUUUUUGCAUUAUAGAUUUAGAAUUUUAAGGGCAAAGCUGGCAGUUAUAUUUAUAUCAAUCUUUAUCGUGUUGAUGCUUUUCUUGGGUUAAUUGCAGCAAAGUGAGAAUAAAGCACUGACUUUAUGGAAACAUGUGAGAGAGUUGAGACUCCCUCUGGAGGUGGAGUGUGAAAAAGUGGCAGCCAUAUUAAAUAUAUAAUGUAUUCUUAUUCUUAUUCUCAGUCCCUGCACGGGCAUAAUGAAGUUUUUAAAAUUCACAGUUAUUUUGUUGUACCAUUUAAGUGAAUAUUGCUUUUUUCUGUUAUGUUUUACUGAAUAAAGAAUGAGUUUAAUUGU